Messenger RNA from Nicotiana tabacum (common tobacco), 2666 nucleotides. Its product is annotated as protein WVD2-like 7. Lineage: Eukaryota; Viridiplantae; Streptophyta; Magnoliopsida; Solanales; Solanaceae. The record is from RefSeq and is a predicted model, not a curated record.
CAUAUUCACUCCAUUUAACUACCAGUCCUUCUCAGUCUCUUAAAUCCUUGUUAAAACUCCCUUCUUCAAAGCAAAGUAGUGAUUCUUCUAUACUCUUAACACGUUUUCUUCCACUUUAUUUCUCACUUUUUACCAAAGAAAUUGAUCCAAAUUUGCUUCUUCUACUAACCCUUUUCAAGAUUCUGCCGCAAUUUCCUUAAAACUUAUAAUAUUUAUGAAGGUGCUUUAAAAGGAUCAGUUUUGAAAUGGCAGGUGAUAUUGAAGAACCCUUUAGGCUUAGUUUUCAGGCAGAUUCGUGGCAAUCUGGAUCUAUCUCAUUCGGUAGAUUUGAAAACGAAGCUUUAUGUUGGGAGAGGAGGUCUUCUUUCACACAUAACAGGUAUCUUGAAGAGGUUGAGAAAUACUCGAAGCCAGGUUCUGUAACUGAGAAGAAAGCAUAUUUUGAGGCGCGUUUUAGGAGGAGGGGACUUCUAAGCCAGAGCUCGUCUGAGUGGCAGAACGGGACCGAGUCUCAAACUAGUGAAAACGAUUGCCCUGAGAAUACAUGUUAUGAGGGGGACUUUGAGCAUGUUAAUGAGGUCGGCUGUUCUGCACACUUUGUUGAAAAUCAUGAUGGAUCAGCCAACGUACUGAAGAAUGAAAAUUGUCAAGCUAGUGAAAAUGAUGCCGCUGAGAGUACAGGUUAUGAGGGGGAUUUUGAGCAUGUUAGUGAAGUUGGCCAUUCGGCUCGCUUUGAUGAAAAUCAGGAUAGACCAAUCCAUUUACUGAAGAAUGAAAAAUAUCAAGCUAGUGAAAAUUAUGUCACUGAAAAUACAGGUUAUGAUGGGGACUUUGAGCGAGUGAAUGAGGUUGGUCAUUCUGCACGCUUUGUGGAGAGUUUUGAUGGAUCAAACAACGGAGACGACGAAGUCACAGAAUUUGACAGAGAAGAUAGUAUAAUUUUCCAUUCAGGACCUCAUACUGAACAUGCCACCGACAGAUCCCAUGUACUUCAAAGUAUUUCUGAGCAUCUGGAAGCAGAAGCAAAAUAUCAUCUUGAUGCUGGAAAUUCAGCUGUUGAUGAUCCUGCACCUGAGAUUGAAGUGAAAGAGAAACGAGAAGACCAAGAUAACAGUAUGGAGGUUUCAUCAACCUCUGUUGAUCUGUCCUCAAAUGCUCACACCACUGAGAAAGAUGGUAGUGUUUGUUCAGCACCUCAACGAAGUUCAUCUUCGAAGGUGAGGACUGCUUCUCGAUCAAGAGAUGCAAAAUCCAGAAUGUUGUCCCAAGUUAAUGUUGCUAAUGGCAAGGGGACUAUCUCAAAACAAGCAUAUAAAGACAUUUCACGAAAACCAAAUAGAAGGCAUAGCGAUGUUUCCUUGACACAAAAAGGAGAAAAGCCCGGAUUGGAAGCUCUGAACACUCUCCAUUUGCGUCCAACUGCCAGAAUGCCAAAACCAGAGGUUUCUUCAGGUUCAAAAGCUAAUGUACUUGAUCAACAGAAAAGCAGUGAACAAGAUCCGAGAGCAAAAAAGGUGGUCGCUUCUCGUGCUUUCUGUACAGAGAAAGUUAGCCAAAGAGUAUAUCAAAGUGUAAACAGGGAUAAGCAGAGUGUGAAUUCAAGUCAACCAGGCAUGAAACAGAAUGGAUCUGGUUUCCGUUUCAAAUGUGAAGAGCGCGCCAAGAAAAGGAAAGAGUUCCUUGUGAAGCUAGAGGAGAAAAUGCAUGCGAAAGAGGCAGAAAAACAUCAGCUCCAAGCAAGAACUCAGGUAAAGAAAGAAGCAGAGCUCAAACAGCUAAGGAAAAGUCUCAAUUUCAAAGCCACUCCAAUGCCUGCCUUCUACCAUGAACCUGGUCGUUGGUCAGAAAGAAACAAGGAGUUAGCAAGUAAGACUAAAUCAAGUAAAUCACAAAGCAGGCUUUCAUCUCCAGGGACAAGAGCUACUAGUGAAACAGAGAACAUCGUUCCUCGUUCAGGGGCAGAAAUUGAUAACAGCUGUUCCACUAAUGAACGUCUAAAUGUGGCUGAUUCACCAAAGGCGUCAGAAGUAACCAAUCAUCCUUCAGCAGAAUUAUCAGACAGCAGUGUGCCAUCUUCAGCUCCAACAAGCAAAACUUCUCGACAGACCAGAUCGAAUAAAUCAGUAGCUCCAAAGAGAGAGCAAGAGAAAAGGCAGGUUGUGAAUUCUCCAAGACCGAAAACACCAGAUGGGAACAAGGGGAACAAGGGCUUCAAAGCUGAGGAGAAAACUAAAGUUGUUGCGCGAAGAAUGGGAAAUGGUGCAAUGAGAAAGGAUAUUAGAAGUAUUGAUUUGAGCAGAAGUACACGAAUGGGUCGUUUAGCUGUUGGCGUUGCUUCCUAAACACAUCAGCUUUUACAUCUUAUAAAACCCGUCAUGUCUGCAAGACGGACGACGUAAUGAAGGUAACUUGGUGAUCUUGCUCCUAAGUCAGAUUGUAAUGUGUGAAUUCUCAUUUUCGCAACAUAGCAAAUGUGAUGGAUCAAAUAUGUUGAGACGAUAUACUUAGUGUGUAGGUUAGCGUUUCUGUUAGAUAAGCAGUCUGUAACUAUGUGUAGUUUGGAUAGAGAAAUAAUUAUAGACCUCUUUAAGCCAAGUUCUUGAAAUACCAUGAAUGCUGUACUACUAAAUAUUAACACACUGAAUAAGAUGUUAAAUUUCAGUUCA